This is a messenger RNA of Drosophila serrata, 4524 nucleotides long. RefSeq names its product mutagen-sensitive 101 (gene mus101). Gene Ontology annotation, biological process: mitotic DNA replication checkpoint signaling; DNA replication initiation; mitotic G2 DNA damage checkpoint signaling. The record is from RefSeq and is a predicted model, not a curated record. Lineage: Eukaryota; Metazoa; Arthropoda; Insecta; Diptera; Drosophilidae.
AUGCUACGGAUCCGCUUUUGGCUGAAUUCGCAACAACAACAGACACCACACAUCACGAUGAGCAUGAGCCUGGAUGAGUCCAUCUGCGCGUAUUUCGUGAAUAACCUGAAGGCAGGCAGCAAUGGUGAUUCCGAUGCGGACACUCUGGAGCAGUUCGAGGCGUCUCUGGAGCUGCUCGGCCAGCAACUGGCCGAGACCCAGAUCCGUCAAAUAAAGCCCAGCGAGGGCUAUCCCCUGAUAGCUGCCGGCAAGCUAACCAAGAAGGAUGUGUUUGUGCUGGCGCAGUUCGAGGGCGACUUCUUUGUGCAGCUGCAGCAGACAAAGGCCCUCGUCCUGGGGCCGCCAUGCCUGCUUACGUGCCUGCGGAACAACGAACCCAUUCCUCUUGGCAGCAGUGCCAUCUACACGACUGCCAUGCGCGACCUACAAGUGUCAGCCACGGGAAUAACGCCACAGAAGAAGGAUGAGCUCAGUCAGCUGAUCAACUGGAUGGGAGGCGUCUAUUUCCAAAGCUUCGGGCACCGUACCACGCACCUCAUCUCGAACACCAUUAAGUCCAACAAGUACGAGCAGGCCACACUGAAUGGGGUACCCGUAAUGCACGUAGAUUGGGUGCAGUACGUCUGGGAGCAAAGCAGGCGCCGCCAACGUGAAGGCGUACGGGCCACGGACACCGAGUUCGACAAAUAUCGCCUUCCCACGUUCUUUGGGGCAAACAUUACGUGCAGUGGCCUAGAUGUGGCGCGCAAGGAUCAGGUAAUGCGGUUAGUCAACGAGAAUGGCGGCAUCUACCACCGCGCAUUCCGCUCCCAGGUGGUGGAUAUCGUCAUCACUGAACAGUCCAAGACGGACACGGAGAAGUAUAAGGCAGCUAUUCGGUACAAGAAGGACGUCUUGCUGCCCGAAUGGAUCUUUGAUAGCCACAAUCGUGGCUACGCCUUGCCCACCAAGGAGUAUGAGGUGCGGCCAGGUAAGAAGUCAUCCACACCCACUAGAACCGGCAGCCGACCGUCCGCGACUACAGCUCCCGGCGCUGAUCAAACGCAGCUCUCGGAUCUUUCCCGGAUUAGUUUCGUUUCGGGCUCUCGGCGAAUGUGCAGCGACUUGACCACUGUGAACGAAACCCUUGGCAGCAGUUCACCCGCAAAGGAGCUGCUCAAACAGGCCACCACUAGUAGCAGGAGUUAUCAGCAGGUCUUGGCCGAGAUUUGUCCCAGGCAGGCCAAGAAGGCGGGCACCUUCCUCGACGGUUGCUGCGUGUAUCUGAGCGGCUUUCGCGCUGAGGAGCGUGAGAAGUUGAACAGAGUCCUAAACACGGGCGGUGCCACACGCUACGAUGAGGCCAACGAAGGUGUGUCCCACAUCAUUGUCGGUCAGCUGGACGGUGAUGCCGCCGCCGAGUAUCGGCAGUGGCAGAGCGACGGCCUCAUGAGCUCGGUGCAUGUGGUGCGUCUGGAUUGGCUGCUCGAGAGCAUUCGUGCUGGUCGUGUCGUUAGCGAACUGGUGCAUCGCGUAUCCCUGCCCCAGAACCGUGAACCGGACGUUGCCUCGCCGGCUAGCAAGCGGACUCUGCGCUCCAUGAAUCACAGCUUCAAGCAGCCACAGCAAUUGCCGAUGCGGAAGAAACUGUUCGACCAGGAGCAGGACCACGCUCAGGCGGAGAAGGUGCCGGAAGAGGAGCCGGACCAUCAUCUGCUGGAUCAGUACUCACACGAUCAGGGGGCAGUGGCCCAGUUGCCAGACACAAGCCUGAUCCAUCCGGCCGCCAGUUCUACGCAGAUGGAGAUACCGCAGCCCAAAAAGGCAUCUAAUCCAGACCCAGGCCACAUCUCGCAAGUUCCUCUGCCCGAUCUCAGUGCAAGCGCCAUGUCCAUAGAUUUCGAUAAGCUGCACUACUUCUUCGGUCUCUCUGUGUACGUCCACAAGGAUUGCUUCAACUCUGAAUUCUACUCCCACAUGCUGACCGAGUGUGAGGCGGCGCAGGGAUUGCUGGUGCCAUCCAGCUUUGCCGAUGAGGUGGACUAUGCCAUCGUCAGCUUCGAAGUGGCCUUCGACGAGCAGGAGCUGCCUGUACGGGCGCGUCAUGUCGUCACCGAACUAUUCCUCGAGAGCUGUAUGAAGCAGAACAAGCUCCUGCCCGUGGAAUACUAUCAUAAACCCGUGCCCGCAGCUGCACAACGUCAGCCGCUCAAGGGCAUGACAAUUGUUGUCUCCAUAUAUGCUGGCUUGGAGCGUGACUUCAUCAAUGCGACGGCAGAGCUACUGGGAGCCUCGGUGAAUAAGAAUCUGAACAAGAAGGAAAAGCCGUUGCUGGUGUGUCCCCGACCCGAGGGCUCCAAGUACGAGGGUGCCAUCAAGUGGCACUAUCCCGUGGUCACUGCUGAAUGGCUGGUCCAGUGUGCCAGCACGGGUCAAAAGCUAUCCUAUAUUGACCAUUUGGUGGGCAAUAGUCCUGAGGAUUUCCCCAUUUCUCCCCGCUUGAGGGAAAACAGUUCAAGGACGACAUCCAGAAGACAUGAGCAGCGGCAGACGGAGGAAACCACAUUGAUGCCACCACCCGAGGACGCCGAGGAGGUAGAGAACAACCAACCUAUUCCAGAGCCAGCAGCUCCUGUUAUAGCUACGCCUGCACCAGCUCCAGAACUAACACCUCUGCGAAAUAGACGCGUUUCCGAGCUUGCAGGACCGUCUGGUCGUCGAAGCAGCGGCUCCACAUCCAAUUCAUCCCCGGAUUCGCCGUGCACUCCGCUCAGUCAAGUGGGUGCUCAGAAUUAUAAUUUUGACUUCCUGGAGCAGUUUGUUCAACGCCUGGACACGGACGAGGGCAAGGACUGUGUGCGACAGAUUAUUCGCGAGAUGUGUGAGAAUCAAACGCCUGAGCUGGAGCGCAUUCGACGGCAGGCCUGUACACCGGUGAGUCGUCGCAACAUGCCACGACAGGCACCCGGAAUACCGGACUUUUGCCUGACCCCGGAGUUCCAGCAGCGGAUGGCCGAUGACUUUGAGCGGCGCUGGCGCUUGCCCACGCAGAAAAUAAAGCCGGACACACCGCUGGCGGUGAUCAGGCAGCGAGUGAUGCGGAUCACCUGCGAGACCCUGGGCAUUGAGUUCGAACAAGACGACGAUGAGGAGCAUGAUCAGCAGCAGCAGAAGGAGCAGCAGAACAAGAAGCCUGCGCCGCCAAAGACCAGAACUCAGGUCACAAAACUGAACUUUGAUAGUUCACCCAAGACUCCGAAGGUGGCGACGGUGUCGCUCCGAAAAUCUGCGUCUCCCAGAGCAUCUUUGGGCUCUUCACUCCGCACCGGCACCCAGUCACCCUUUGUGCCAAACUCCCAGAGUCCCAGCACCCCAGCGGCAACGGGUGGCGCAGGAAUCGUUGGCCAUGAAGAAGGCCAGAGCACCAUUAACUUUGACAAGAUUAGCUUCGAGGAGACAACAACGACGACCGCUUCCGUGAUGGCUCCCGAUGUCAAGCAGAUCACAGAUUAUCUGAAGAACUGCGAGAGCCGGAGGAACAGCUUGAAGCGCAGCCAUGACAACGACAUGGACGCGUGCCCCGAGAGCGAAGUCCAAUACGUGCAGCCGUUCGAGUCCGAGGGCUUCGCCCUGGGGACCGAGGACAUGGUGGACUGGCGGGAUCCCGUCGAGUUUAAUGCGGCCAAGCGCAGAUCCUCUGGAGGUGCGAGCUCUUCGCCCCGUAUGCAGCACGAGGGCAUUCCCUGCUUCAGCAUUUCGUGCGGCGACGACGACGAGAAGCGAGCGGAGCUGAGCGAACGGAUCACCCAGCUGGGCGGCAAACUGUGCGAGAAUCUGGUGAACUACGAUAGCGCCUGCACUCACCUGUUGUGCGAGCGUCCCAAUCGCGGCGAGAAGAUGCUUGCCUGCAUUGCGGCAGGCAAGUGGAUACUGCACACUCAGUAUAUCGAUCAGUGUCAUGCGCGCGGUCACUUCCUGGACGAGGCCCUGUACGAGUGGAGCAAUCCGCGAGCUCUUAAUUUGCCCAAUUUGACGCCCGAGGAGGAGCCCAUAGCCGCUGCUGUCCAUCGAUGGCGCACCGAGCUGAGUACAAAAGGCGGUGGCGCCUUCACUGGCUAUCGUGUAAUCCUCAGCAUCAACGAGCGCAGUGGAGCCGCUAUUAGAAACGUGCUCCGGGCCGGUGGAGCCUGCAUAUUGGAGCCAAAGUCUCCAUUCGCCAGCGAUCCAGUGGCUGCCACGGCCACACACUGCUUCGUGGAUGUAAAGGGAAUGCCAUUGGUUGCCAGAGACCUGUCUCACCUUCUGCAGAAGGGAGUACGGGUCCUCAGCCAGAUUGCCAUCAACAAGUACUUGAUGAACGGCCGGGAUGCUGAUUUGUCCAAGUACGAGCUCAAAGCAUAGGGCGUCAUCGUUUUGCUGUUGAUAAUUUAUACAUUUUGUUUAUCAAAAUUCAAUUAAUAUUAAUGUUUUUUUCCAAAACCAAUAAGUAAUAAUAAUACAACAAUAACAUCCUAAAUAUUUGGUUAAAUCCUACAAAACCUUAUU